UUCCAAGCAAGCUGUUUGAAAGAGGAAAUGAUUGUGGCAAAGCCAAAAAGAGAGACUGAUAGUGAUACCAGUUGUCAGAGUACAUGGAAUAUUCUGUUGCUUCUGCCUGUCUUCUGCUAGAAGUUCUUUGAGCAGGAAGAAAUACUUUAUUUGUGAAUGGAUUUCUGUUUAUAUAGCCUGGUUUCAAACAUGGCUGUAGAAAAUAUAUAUUAUACUUUAGGAAAUGAAUUUACCAUCUGGUCAACUUGCAUUUUGAAAGGAUGUUCAGGCUUUAUCAUAUAUCCCUUAACUUUGAUAGUAAUUCUGAUAAUUUUAUAUUAUCCCAUUAUGGUUGCAAUGUUUCUAAUGUUUUUCUACAAUGCAAUACUUUUUGUAUGGAAAAAAAUUGGCAAUCUGCCAGAUGAUAUGGACAGCAAAAAAUGGGACAAACCAAAGCGAUUUUUGACACUGGCAGCUAAGUGGCAUGGAAAAAUACUCCACAGUUAUGAGGUUUCUGGAGUAGAAAAUUUACCAAAAGAACCAUCGAUCAUUGUUUAUUACCAUGGAGCCUUCCCAAUGGACCAUUAUUUUUUUGUCCACAAGAUUUAUCGACUUACUGGGAAAUUCAUAUGUUCUGUGGUAGAUCGUAUUUUUUUUACUAUACCAGGAAUAAAUCUGAUCCUUGCACUCCAUUACACUUAUUAUCCUACAAGAGAAAAGAGUAUAAACCUUCUGAAAGAAGGGCACCAGCUGAUAGUUGCACCAGGAGGACUACGAGAGCAGAACUAUGGAAAUAACCAUUACAAACUAAUAUGGAGAAAACGGAAAGGAUUUGCUCAUAUAGCUAUAAAUGCAAAAGUGCCAAUCGUUCCUAUGUUUACACAAAAUAUUAGAGAAGGAUAUAUUACAUAUGGGAAUACAAGACCAAUGAGAUGGUUACAUGAGCGAAUGCGAUGGUUCACCUUUCCAUUAUAUGGAAUGUUUCCAGUUAAACUUAUAACCCAUAUUGGAAAACCAAUUCCAUAUGAUCCAGAUGUAACUGCUGAAAAAUUAGCUGAAAAAACUCAAAAGGCAAUAGAGGCUUUACAGAAAAAACACCAGAAAAUCCCAGGAAGCAUAUUGCAUGCUCUUAGGCAACGCUUUGAGAUAUAUAACAAAGAAAAACAGUGAUAUAUCAACAAUAAUCUCUGUUGAUAACAUAUAUGUAGGCUUAGAUAAUAUAUGUGUAUGUGUAGUUUUCUGUUCCCCGAGGCACUUUCGUUAAAAUAAAAGAGGCAAGAUUGAGAUGGGGAAUAAUAUAUAUUUAUUUCAAUGUGUUUAAAUCCCCAACAUCAGAUUAAAUUUUGUUUCAAAAUAUGAAAGCAUUACAUGAAAAUCAUUCCACACUCUUAUGAAUUAUGUUUGAAUAAUCCUGGUCACAUCACACUUGUUGAAGAGAUUAGUUGAAGAGAUCACCAUUGCCCAGGAGAUGCCCAUUGGGGGCUCAUUCAUGUUUCUGGUCUCAAAUGCAGGCUUACUAACCUCCAGUCCAGUGCCCUAACCAUGAGAACCACUGUUUUGCAAGAAAUUCUAGUGAACUGCAAAGGAGAGCUACUGUUAUUCCUAUCUUCAAAAAGGAAGAAAAGGAAAAUGCAAGAAAUAUAAACCAAUCACUCUGACUUCUGGAAAUUUUUAGACUACAUACUGUGAACAUAAAGAGAUUUAUUAUUCAACAUAACUACAAGAAACCUGGCUUGUCUUAUUUUUUUCAGACAGUAGACUGUAAGAAUUUUGUAAAGAUAAUUUAUAU
Messenger RNA from Ahaetulla prasina, 1768 nucleotides. Its product is annotated as monoacylglycerol/Diacylglycerol O-acyltransferase-like. The record is from RefSeq and is a predicted model, not a curated record. The coding region runs from base 157 to 1149 and encodes 330 amino acids. Gene Ontology annotation, cellular component: membrane. Lineage: Eukaryota; Metazoa; Chordata; Lepidosauria; Squamata; Colubridae. Gene Ontology annotation, molecular function: acyltransferase activity. The transcript has 8 exons.